Molecule: messenger RNA, 2881 nt
Organism: Cololabis saira (Pacific saury)
Lineage: Eukaryota; Metazoa; Chordata; Actinopteri; Beloniformes; Belonidae
Product: E3 ubiquitin/ISG15 ligase TRIM25-like
Exons: 12
Coding region: 150-2174 (674 amino acids)
Molecular function (GO): protein binding; zinc ion binding
Source: RefSeq, a predicted model, not a curated record
CGCGCAGUCAGGAUUCAGCUCGGUUCAUACUCCACCUUUAUCCCGGAUUCAAGCUCCACAACGGCACACUGGGAGGAAAAACCCGCUGAUAAUUUAGACCCAAGUUUCUUGCAUCUACUUUUCUUUCAAGGACUGAAGGAAAUCUCGCGAUGGCUGACGGAGGGGAAUGUGACUUCUCCCUGAUGAGUCUGGAGGAUGAGCUGACCUGCAGCAUCUGUCUCAGUACCUUCGACUGUCCGGUCACCAUCCCCUGCGGACACAACUUCUGCCAGGACUGCCUGCUGGCCACCUGGAAGGAUUCCUACACCUGUCCCCAGUGCAGGACCGUGUUCGCCACCAAGCCGGAGCUGAAGAAAAACACGGUCCUCAGCACCGUGGUCCAGACCUUUAACCUGAGGUCCAACAAGAGCCCCGCCGCCGGUCCGCUUGUGGAGGAGACCCAGCCCCGGGAGAAGGAUGUGAUCCGCUGCGACAACUGCAUGGAGGCGGAGGCGGCGCAGACCUGCCUCACCUGCAUGGCCUCUUUCUGCGAGCAGCACCUGCGGCCGCACCGGGACAACCCCAUCUUCCGGGUCCACCAGCUGAGCCCGCCCAUCGGGGACCUGAUGGAGCGCAUCUGCUCCGACCACCACAAGCUGAUGGAGCACUUCUGCACCCAGCACGACCGCAUGAUCUGCAGCCAAUGCCUCCAGCAGGUCCACAAAGGAUGCUCCUUCACCUCCCCGGAGGCCCACAGGGCCACCAAAGAAACUGACCUGAAAUCCAAGAUGGGUAUGCUGGAUGGAAAGAUAGCCAAGAAUACCAACAUUAUUUCUCAAAUGACCGACGUGCAGGACAAGCUGAAGUCUUCUGCCGCCAUCAGGAAGAAAGCUCUGGCAGCCGAGUAUCAGCAGAUGAGGGACAUGUUGGCCAGAGAGGAGCAUGAUGCUCUGACUGCAGUGGACCGAGAGGUGGUGACCGGCGACACCAAACUCAGAGGUCUCAUCAAGAAGUUCACGGAGAACAUUACCAACAUGACCAAAGCUAAAGACGAUAUCCGCAAUCUGCUGAGUUGUUCCCAGACCGCAGCCUUCCUGCAGACGUCGUUCAACGUUCCCCAAGCUGCAACCUUUGAACCCUACUGUCCUCGGGUCAGUCUGGACUCCAAGAAAGUGUUGGCAACAGAGGCCUUUGCUGCUGAGCUGAAGAAGACGCUGGCAGAGUACUUUGAGCAGCCGGUCGAGGCCAGACUGCCCCUGCACAAACCACCCACGCCCACUUACACUCCCACUUACAAUCCCGCCACUUACACUCCCACUUACAAUCCCACUUUUGCACCUGGUCAAAUGGCAGGUUUUAACCCACAUUUUAUACCUUUAAUCCCAAAAAUAAAUGAGCAAGCCCCUAUCAAAUUACCCAGGUCCCACAGUCCCGGUCCUGCCCAGAAGGCAGUCCAAAAGAAGAAACCUCAGAAAACCAAAAAGGCCCCUGAAGACAGUUUGGGGAAUAAGAGUCUGGCCAAGUCCAUGGAGUCCCUCCUUGAGUUUGGUGACAAAGACAAACCCAGAGGACGUCCUCCAAAGACUGAAGGCAAAGAAACGACAGAGACUUCAGAAAUGACCAAAGACAUAAGUUCUGCUGAGAAAAGAAGUGAGCUUAUGAAGUUUGGCACGGUGCUCACCUUUGAUCCGAGAACAGCCCACAAACGCAUCGCGCUAACCGAGGACUUCACCAAGGCCUCCGUGUCAGACGAGCACACGAACUACGCCGACUGCCACCAGCGCUUUUCCGUGUGCUCCCAAGUGCUGGGCUCCAAGGGCUUCUCCAGGGGACGCCAUUACUGGGAGGUCCGAAUGAGCAGCAACAACUUCAUGGGGAUCGGCUUGGCCUACAACAGCAUCGACCGCAAAGGCCCGUCCAGCCGACUGGGCCGCAACGCUCUGUCCUGGUGCGUCGAGUGGUUCAAUGUGAAGCUGUCCGCCUGGCACAACAGCACUGAGACGGUGCUGAAUAACCCUGAUCCGAAGCGCGUAGGCGUCCUGCUGGACUGUGAGGAGGGGAAGGUUACGUUCUUCAACGUGGCAGACAGGGCAUAUCCCUUCUACUCCUUCCCCUUCUCCUUCGUCGAGGCCGUCUAUCCGGCCUUCUGGAUUUUCUCCAGUGGCUCCUACGUUUCUCUGUGCAAGCUGCAGUAGCCUGCGCUCGCAUAAUUAGCCAUGCAAACAUGCAUGCACAUGAAGUCAGUCUUUUUGUCCCUUGUUGAUCAUUUUGGUAAUAUUGCUUGAACGUUUGACGUAACAAAAUUGAAAUCAUACACGUUCGCAGUCCAGAGUAAGAGGCCAUUUAAUCCACACAGACCAGUGGAGAGCAAUUUAAAAAAGAAAACAAAACAAUAUUGUGUCUGUGUCUGAAAAACAGUUCAAAAGAUAAAAUGUAAAUGUCAAAUUUGAAGGGGUUUUCACCGUCAGCUAGCACUGUUUCAGUUGAAAGUUGUAAAAAAACAAGUCAAACACAGACUAACCCCACUGUAAAGCGUUGUGCAUGUUUCUUUUUAUUUGGUUUAAUUUUAUACUUGACAGCCAAUUUCAAAGACGGCCCUUGGUCCCAUCUGCUGCAGAAGCUGUGUAAUAACACACAGCAAGGUAGUAAUUACUGUUUCACUCAAAUGAUUUAAUCUUAUUUAGGAUUGCUUUGCCACCUUUGGACUAAUUUAGCAGCUCUUUCUGAAAGACGUGAUUGACACCUGCAAAGCUGCAAACAGCUGUCUCUGUUUCAUAUAAAACAAGAUUACAUUAAGAUUACAUACAUUUAUAUACAUACAUACAUAUUACACAUUCAGUAUAUCUCUAAAUAAUUCUUUUUCGGGUCUUUUUUGUGUUUCUUUGCAUGUGGGAGGAAACUG